Psammomys obesus (fat sand rat) is the source of this 2624-nucleotide messenger RNA. RefSeq names its product serine/threonine kinase receptor associated protein (gene Strap). The record is from RefSeq and is a predicted model, not a curated record. The transcript is spliced from 10 exons. Gene Ontology annotation, cellular component: SMN complex. Bases 239 to 1291 code for a protein of 350 amino acids. Gene Ontology annotation, biological process: spliceosomal snRNP assembly. NCBI's taxonomy places the organism in Eukaryota, Metazoa, Chordata, Mammalia, Rodentia, Muridae. Gene Ontology annotation, molecular function: protein binding; RNA binding.
CCGUCACUUCCUGCCGCUACCGGUGUGGACGGUGGGUGGUAGCGGGCCGGCUCUCCGGCGCUCCCCUCCCCUCCUCCCUCCCUCCCUGUCCCUCCCUCGGCGGCCGAGCGUCGCGGGGAGUCCCGACGCGGCGUCAGCGUGAGUGCGGGGCCCUGAAGCAGCCCGAGACGCCGCGGCUGCGAAGAACCACGACCGCGACCCCCGGUCCCCGCUCCGCGUCACCGCGCUCGCCGCCGCCAUGGCCAUGAGGCAGACGCCGCUCACUUGCUCGGGCCACACGCGGCCCGUGGUGGAUUUGGCCUUCAGCGGCAUCACGCCCUACGGCUACUUUCUGAUCAGCGCUUGCAAAGAUGGCAAACCUAUGCUCCGCCAGGGAGAUACAGGAGACUGGAUUGGAACAUUUUUGGGUCAUAAAGGUGCUGUUUGGGGUGCAACAUUGAAUAAGGAUGCCACCAAAGCUGCUACAGCAGCUGCAGAUUUCACAGCCAAAGUGUGGGAUGCUGUCUCAGGAGAUGAAUUGAUGACCCUGGCUCAUAAGCACAUUGUCAAGACUGUGGAUUUCACACAGGAUAGCAAUUACUUGUUAACUGGGGGACAGGAUAAAUUGCUGCGCAUAUAUGACCUGAACAAACCUGAAGCAGAACCUAAAGAAAUCAGUGGUCAUACUUCGGGAAUUAAAAAGGCCCUGUGGUGCAGUGAUGAUAAGCAGAUCCUUUCAGCUGACGAUAAGACUGUUCGGCUUUGGGAUCAUGCUACAAUGACAGAAGUGAAAGCUCUAAAUUUUAAUAUGUCUGUUAGCAGCAUGGAAUAUAUCCCUGAGGGAGAGGUUCUGGUUAUUACUUACGGACGAUCUAUUGCUUUUCAUAGUGCAGUAAGUUUGGAGCCAAUUAAAUCCUUUGAAGCUCCUGCAACCAUCAAUUCUGCAUCUCUUCAUCCUGAGAAGGAGUUUCUUGUUGCAGGUGGAGAAGACUUUAAACUGUAUAAGUAUGAUUACAAUAGUGGAGAAGAAUUAGAAUCCUACAAAGGUCACUUUGGUCCCAUUCACUGUGUGAGAUUUAGUCCUGAUGGUGAGCUCUAUGCCAGCGGUUCUGAAGAUGGGACAUUGAGAUUGUGGCAAACUGUGGUAGGAAAAACCUAUGGCCUGUGGAAAUGUGUGCUUCCUGAAGAAGACAGUGGUGAACUGGCAAAGCCAAAGAUCGGUUUUCCAGAAACAGCAGAGGAGGAACUGGAAGAAAUUGCAUCAGAGAAUUCAGAUUCCAUCUAUCCUUCAACUCCUGAAGUUAAGGCCUGAGCAUCAAAUGUAUGCUGCAGAUACCACAUAUUUCAUGGACUAAACAGCAGAGACAAGCAUCAGCCUUCAGUUACUCUGCCUGCGGCAAAGAGGGCACAAAUAUGGGGGAAUAUGAAUUAGCUCCAGUGCACGAACAAAAGUCGGUGUUGCCUGUGAGUGAAAGUAGCUGAGUGUAUGAGGUGCGGGCAGGAGGAUUAUGCUCACGUAGUGCCAUAACCUGCUGUUUUGAACGAACAAGCCAAUGUACAAUUUCCAUCCUAAGCCUAAAUUAUGUUAUGGAGAACAAAAAUAUAUUGGCCUAUUUUUCUGACUUUUCCCUUAAAGCAGAAUGCCUUUUUUUUCCUCUUUGCUUCGUUGUGAAGAAGAGGAAAUACAUGAUAAAGUACCUGGUUUGAUCUCUUUCAUUGUACACUGACUGCUUCUGAACAGCUAAUGUUUUUAGUUAUCUAAAUAAAAUGCCUCUAAAAGUAAUUUUGUUUCUUUGAGAAAUUCUGAUACAUUUGAAUAUUAAAACUGUAAAUACCCAGAAAGUUUUCUACAUUAUACAAACGCAGCCAUAGCAGAAGACAAUUUGGUUACAGAGUCUCAACUAAACAUUUCCUAGUUUUGAAAUUUAGUUAUUUGCUAGGUGUUCAUUUAUCUUCUUCCAGAUUGAUAGAAUUGCUUUUGUCUUCUCUUUAAAUAUGCAUGUUAGUUACUAAAAAAAAAAAAGCAAUUAGAGCAGAAAAAUCAUUUGAAACCUCAAUUCUUCUGGAAACUACUACUGUAUGUAGUAGAAUAUCUGCUUGUUUGUACAAAUGCCCACAUGAUUUUAUGAAACUGGGUUAAUCAUUAAUUUGCAAUAUUUAAGACAUAUCAGACUUUUUAUCACAUCAUUUAAGUUUGGGUCAUUCAGAAAGCCAUCAAUCUUUUAAUAAAUUGGUUGAGUAAAUUUGUAGUUUAUUUUACAAUAUGAAGAGAACUAAUAAUUUGGAAAUGUAGAUAAACUGAGUGUUAAUUUGUUUUCUUAUAAUUUAUCUUUUGAAUACCUUUAAUACUUGCCUUAGAAGAAAAAGCUAAGUUUUGCCUGGUUUGUGACAGCUGGAAGAAGGCACUACAAGCAGGGCUGGCCUGGGCGAACCAGGGGAAGCAUGUCACGGGCAAAGUGCAGUGAUGAGCCUCUGGUGUUGGUGUUCCUGUGUCUAUGUUAAACAUCCCUGGUUCUCUGCUCCGUAGCAGUACUGUUACUGUAUGAGAUUAGACUGAGAGUCUUACCCUAAUAAAAUUGACAUGCAUCUUUUGGAAUGGAAGUUGCUUGGUGUUAAUGAAAUUAAUAAAUUAAGGGCAUUUCUAA